GUGUGUGUAUGUGUGUAUUUUUUUUUUUAAUUGUCUCUAUACAUUUCAUUUACUAUUUUAUUUAUGGUGGUAUAAACAUACACGUGAAUAUACAACUUUUAUCAUAGUUUAUUGACGUCAAUUCAUUUAAAAACAAAAAAAGAAAGAAAUUUUGUAAAAUAAAAACCAAACAAGUGGAAAAACAAUUUUUGAGAGACACAAUGAACGGAAACGUUGUACCGAUUGAUAUCAAGAUGGAUUGGAAAAACAAUGCGGAAAUGAAAAGACGUGAAAGAAAGGGUGUUGUUUAUCAGAUAUUAAUGAGUCUCAGUGCAAAUUUCGUAAUAAUUGGACCAGCUAUGGGGUUUGGUUACAGUGCUGUUGCACUUGGACCACUUAGAUCUGAGUCAAGUGACGUUCAAAUUAAUUUUAAUCAAGCUAAUUGGAUCGCAACUUCAUCAGCUUUGGGUAUUCCAAUUGGUUGCGUUUUAUCGAGUUUUUUGAUGAGACGUGGUAGGAAGUUAACAUUGUUGAUGGUAUCGAUAAUAUCAUUCAUCGGUUGGAUAAUUAUUUACAUGUCAAACAGUUAUGAACAAAUAUUAAUUGGCAGAGUAAUAUCUGGCAUUGGUACGGGAUUAGGAUCGAUACCUGCCACUGUUUAUUCUGGUGAAAUUGCUAAUAUUAAAUGGCGUGGUACUAUGGUUACUUGGACUGGAAGUUUCAUAGCUUUGGGAGUUUUGAUAGUUUACUUUUUUGGUUGUAUCUUUAAGGAAGAUUGGCGAAUGAUAGCACUAAUGUGUUCAUUAUUCCCCAUAUUAUCAAUUGCACUGAUAGUACUAGUAUUACCAGAAUCCCCUAUGUGGUAUCGAGAACGUGGUAGAUUGGAGGAAGCUGUUGAAACAUUAAAAAAAUUUCGUGGUAUACCAAAAGAUGAUCCUGCCACUACCGACAUUUUAUUAGAAUUAAAACCAAAUAAUCAACAACGACACAAAAAACAUCUAAUGAAACAUUUGUUUAGAAGAAAUGCAAUAAUACCAUUUGCAAUAAUGUUGAUUUACUUUUUGUUUCAACAAUUUUCGGGAAUAUUUGUGAUGGUUUAUUAUGCUGUUGACAUUGUUCAAAGUGCUGGCAUCAAAUUGGAUCCAUAUUUGGGUGCAGUUUUUAUCGGUGUUGCUAGAUUUAUCGGUAGUAUAGUGAUUGCAUUAUUUUCAUCGAAGUAUGGUAGAAGAGUACCAUCGAUAGUUUCUGGAAGUGGCAUGACACUAUCCAUGGGUAUGUUGUCCAUUUAUUUACUCAUGAAUGAUAAAGGAUACGUCAUCAAAGAUGGUGGUAUUAUACCUGUUAUCUGUGUAGUAACUUACAUAUUUUUAAGUACACUUGGUUUCUUAUCGAUACCAUUUGCCAUGAUUGGUGAAAUUUAUCCGAGUAAAGUCAAGGACAUACUUUCUGGAUUAACAACAUGUAUCACUUAUAUAUUUAGUUCAAUUACUAUUAAAACUUAUCCAAAUAUGUUAUUAGUUAUGGGUAAACAUGGUGUUUUCUUUUUUUAUGCAAUUGUGUCAUUAUUGGGAACACUUUUUAUAAUAUUUUGCUUACCAGAAACCAAAGGCAAAUCAUUGAAUGAGAUUGAAGAGAUGUUUAAUAAAAAAAAGAAUGACAGUAAUGUUUUAGAAAGUGAUGGUACAGUUGCCAUGGUUUCUAAUGGUGUUGAAAAUAUACAAGUUGAUCAUGUCAAUGUUAACAGAGUUUAAGUUUAAGAUUGACUGGGUUUUUUCUU
Polistes dominula (European paper wasp) is the source of this 1756-nucleotide messenger RNA. RefSeq names its product facilitated trehalose transporter Tret1-2 homolog. Gene Ontology annotation, cellular component: membrane. Gene Ontology annotation, biological process: transmembrane transport. Gene Ontology annotation, molecular function: transmembrane transporter activity. Lineage: Eukaryota; Metazoa; Arthropoda; Insecta; Hymenoptera; Vespidae. The record is from RefSeq and is a predicted model, not a curated record.